This is a messenger RNA of Eublepharis macularius, 4598 nucleotides long. RefSeq names its product deleted in malignant brain tumors 1 protein-like. Lineage: Eukaryota; Metazoa; Chordata; Lepidosauria; Squamata; Eublepharidae. The coding region runs from base 79 to 3633 and encodes 1184 amino acids. The record is from RefSeq and is a predicted model, not a curated record. The transcript is spliced from 13 exons. Gene Ontology annotation, cellular component: membrane.
GUCACUGCUAAGCGCCCAGGUCCUGACCAUUCUGUCCAAGUACGGGAUCUGCACCCACAUCACAGGAUCCCUGGAACAAUGGUUGCCUUCACUCUUCCUGCAAGACAUCUAGACUGGAUUCUUAAAGAAAUGGCAAUGACCCUUCUUCUCCUGACCAGUCUUUGGGAUGUGGUUUGGAGUUCAGAUCCUGCAACUUCAGACACAGCUGGAAUCAGGUUGGUGAAUGGUUCAAGUCGUUGCAGUGGCAGACUAGAAGUGUCCCACAAUGGCCAGUGGGGCACUGUUUGUGAUGAUAGCUGGGGUUUGGAGGAUGCUGCGGUUGUUUGUCGGCAGCUGGGAUGUUCAGCUGCAAUAUCAGCCCCACGUGGAGCAUAUUUUGGAAAAGGAACUGGGAGCAUCUGGCUAGAUGAAGUCGAAUGCAAAGGCACAGAAUCAGCUCUCAGUCAGUGCCCUGCAAUGCCUUGGGGAAAAAAUGACUGUCAUCAUGGAGAAGAUGCUGCCGUUGUGUGCUCAGAACUGAGGCUGGUUGGUGGAUCAACUCAGUGUGCUGGUAGAGUUGAAGUCCUUCAUAAACAGAAGUGGGGAACCGUUUGUGGAAAUGGCUGGAACUUGACAGAAGCCCAGGUCGUGUGUCGGGAGAUGGGCUGUGGGAAAGCUCUAACAGCACCAAUUGGAGCUAAGUUUGGACAAGGCUCGGGCCCCACUUGGAUGGAUGGACUCAACUGCACAGGAGAAGAAGACAGUCUACACAAAUGCCCUGCAAAACCAUUGGCAGAACACAGCUGCGACCGCAGCAUGCAUGCGGGUGUAGAGUGUGCAGAACCACCUGAAAUCAGGCUAUCUCAGGGUGACCAUCAAUGUGCUGGGAGAGUUGAGAUAUUCCAUGAAGAGCUCUGGGGAACCAUUUGCGACGACAAUUGGGAUCUUGACGAUGCCAAGGUUGUGUGUCGUUACCUAGGGUGUGGAACAGCCAUCUCAGCCCCACGAGGCUCUCGUUUCGGAGAAGGGUCGGGUCCCAUCUGGCUGGAUGGUAUUAACUGCACAGGGACGGAGAAUGCCAUCAGCAAGUGCCCUGCAAAAGAAUGGGGGCAGCAUGACUGUACCCACAGCGAAGAUGCUGGCGUUAUAUGUGCAGAUAUCCGUUUAAUGGCUGGCUCAAAUCGCUGUUCAGGGAGGGUUGAAAUUUACCACAACGAGCAGUGGGGAACUAUUUGUGAUGAUGGCUGGGAUAUACACAACGCCCAAGUUGUGUGCCGAGAACUAGACUGUGGAAACGCCAUAGCAGCAGUAGGAGGAGCACGCUAUGGUCAAGGGUCUGGUACCAUCUGGCUGGGUACAGUUAACUGUGCAGGAAAAGAAAAAGCCCUCAGAGAAUGCCAGAAAAGUCCCUGGGGAGAGCAUAGCUGUGACCACAGGAGAGAUGCAAGUGUGGAGUGCUCAGACCCAAAUGAGAUCAGAUUGGUGAACGGUUCAAACCGGUGCUCUGGCAGAAUUGAAAUACUCCACAACCAGCAGUGGGGGACUAUUUGCGAUGAUGGCUGGGAUAUACAAAAUGCCCAAGUUGUGUGCCGAGAGCUUGAUUGUGGAACAGCCCUGGCAGCCCCACUAGGAGCUCACUUUGGAGCAGGGAUGGAUCACAUCUGGCUGGAUGACGUCAAAUGUAAAGGGACAGAAGCUUCCCUCAGGGACUGCCAGCUAAAAGGCUGGGGAGAACAUAACUGCAACCACGGAGAAGACGCUGGUGUGAUGUGCUCAGAACUCAGACUGGUGAAUGGCUCGAAUCGCUGCUCAGGGAGAGUUGAGAUAUUCCACAACCAGCAGUGGGGGACCGUAUGUGAUGACCGCUGGGGCAUGAAGCAGGCUGAAGUCAUUUGCAGAGAGAUGAAUUGUGGUGUUGCAUUAAAAGCCCCUACAAAUGCUUUUUUUGGACAGGGAUCAGGGCCCAUCUGGAAGGAUGAUGUCAAUUGUGUUGGAACAGAAGCUGUCUUCAGUGAAUGCACAUCGAGUGAUUGGGGCCUUAAUAACUGUCACCACAGAGAAGAUGCUGGUGUUGAGUGUGCAGACCCAGCGCUGUUGAGGCUGGUCAAUGGUUCAAGUCGGUGCUCUGGAAGGGUGGAAGUGUUUCAUUUGCAACAAUAUGGAACCGUGUGCGACGACAGCUGGGAUAUUAAUGAAGCCAUCGUUGCAUGCCGGAAUCUUGACUGUGGAAAUGCCAUAGCUGCCCCACGUGGAGCUAGGUUUGGAAAAGGGGAUGGUGUCAUCUGGCUGGAUGAUUUGCAAUGUACAGGAAGAGAAUCUUUCUUGGCAGACUGCAGAACAAAGCCUUGGGGAGCCAAUGACUGCAACCAUGGAGAAGAUGCUGGUGUUGUAUGUUCAGAUGAUCUCCGACUUGUAAAUGGCUCAAGCCGCUGCAGUGGGAGAGUUGAGAUUCGUCCACCCCACACGGAGCAGUGGGGAACUGUCUGUGACCGAACCUGGGACAUAAAUGAUGCUGAAGUUGUGUGUCGGCAGCUGGGAUGUGGAAAAGCUACAUCAGCCCCACAUGGAGCUCAUUUUGGGCUAGGAUCUGGUUCCAUCUGGAUGGAUGAUGUAAACUGCAACAGCACAGAAGAAGCCAUUUCGGAAUGCAGUGCAAAAACCGAGGGAAACAAUAACUGUCAUCAUGGACAAGAUGCGGCCGUUAUUUGUUCAGAAUCGUCCAACAUCCAAGUGGGUGAUGUCAGACUGGUAAACGGGUCUCCGAAUGUUUGUGCUGGACGGGUCGAAGUCUUGCACCAGCAGCAGUGGGGAACAGUGUGUGAUGAUGAAUGGGACCUGGAAGAUGCUGGAGUUGUAUGCAAGCAACUGGGCUGUGGCUUUGCUUUGGAAGCCCCACAUUUAGCACACUUUGGAGAAGGGACUGGUGCCAUCUGGUUGGAUAAUGUGAACUGCACAGGGACUGAAGAUUCCCUCCAAGACUGUAAAGGACAGUCCAUGGGAGAGCACAAUUGUCAACACCAAGAGGAUGCAAGUGCCAUAUGCUCAGGUCUUUUCCAGAUGAGAUUGGCCAACGGACCUGAUUCCUGCACUGGGCGGGUGGAGAUCGAGUUUAAUGGCUCUUGGGCCUACGUUGGUGAAUCUGGCUGGAGUCUUUCAGAGGCCACAGUGGUCUGCCGGCAACUGGGCUGUGGUGCAGCAGUGUCUGCACCAGUGGGCAAUCAAUAUGGUGUCGUUCUUGGCCCAGCUUUGCUGAAUGAGGUGAAAUGUACUGGACGAGAGUCAUCCCUCAUUGAAUGCCAGGCUCAAGGCGCAGGUCUCCAUAAAUGCCUCUGUGGCGUCUACGCAGGAGCAGUGUGCGCGGGAAAGACAGGCUCUUCUGUAGCCAUUACAGUGAUUCUGGUGCUUGUAGCUGCUGCCCUUCUUCUUGGUGGCACCUUCCUCUACCUGAAGAAACGGAGGAGAGGGGAACCCUUGUGGGCGAAUCUCUUCACUCGUACACAAAAUGCAUUUAGGAAAGUCUCCACGUUUCAAUCAGAUAUGGUAAAUGGGACUCCAGAAACAUGUGUCCAGGAAGGGGCUCUUCAAGAGACGGAGUCUGACACCAUCUGCCUGGUGAAAACUACCUCCGACUCUCCUGCAGACCAUGUUAACUAAGAGACUGGGAGUGGGGUAUGGGGGAGGGUCCUCAAAUACAGGUGAGAAAUGAGCAUCUACCAGGAGAUAGGUCCCUCUGCACCCACUUCUAGUAGGAGGCCCUAUUCAUGUCCCCUUUUCUUAUGCUAGGAAUAUGAGGAUGCUAGGAAUAGGAAGAUGUCCUAGUUUCUAGAAAACACAAAAAAAAUGAGUACUAUACAACGGGGAUUGAAGACAGAAGGCUUCAGAAAUAUGCAUCUCUUCCAUUUUUCUAUGGCCUGCAGAACUCAGAGUUUCAUACAGCAUUCUUCCUGUCAUUUAUCCUCAAAAUAGUCCUGCCACGUCCUGCACACCAAACAUUUGCAUGCAACAUGGAGCUGUAGCUGGGGAAGUUGGAAUGUCAAUGGGAGGCUUUCCAGGCACCCACAUGUGCUGUGUAUGUAAGGAGGGUCUUUCUGUUCCAUUAUCAUCUGAACUGUGUCACAACACUGCUACGAGCAUGAAGAGUUGAAAGCAUUUCACACACAUCGUUUCAGUAACUUUUACAAUAUACCUGUAGAGUAGGUUGGUAUUAUUACUCCCAAACUACAAACUGGCAAACAAAGGGGACUGAAGCCAAGGGAUCACGGCUCAUCCAGGGCUACCUAGCACUCUGAUCGGAUUUAGACCAGAAUUUUUGGCUCACAGCUAAUUCCCUUAACAACACCACUACCUAAACUAUUGAGUAUUCCAGACCUGGGAAUCAAGACUUGUCAAUUUCACUGAAGGGAUUGCUCAGUUUCCAAGAAGAAUUUCCAUAUGUGUGCAGAGUUGGUUGGUUUCUUUUUAAAAUUCAGUAACUAGCAGUGCAAGCAGCAACUAGCAGUGCAAUCCUAAACAGAGUUACUCCAGUCUAAGCUUAGACUGGAGUAACUCUGCUCAAGAUUGCACUGUAAAUUUAGUAUGGAAAUUAAACAGUUGGGUCAAUAAAGUACAAUUUUAUUUCA